Messenger RNA from Pistacia vera, 1088 nucleotides. RefSeq names its product GDSL esterase/lipase At3g27950-like. The coding region runs from base 320 to 865 and encodes 181 amino acids. The record is from RefSeq and is a predicted model, not a curated record. The transcript is spliced from 4 exons. Gene Ontology annotation, molecular function: hydrolase activity, acting on ester bonds. NCBI's taxonomy places the organism in Eukaryota, Viridiplantae, Streptophyta, Magnoliopsida, Sapindales, Anacardiaceae.
GAAAUUGGGAUUACCUUUGCUGGAUUCAUAUCUGGAUUCUUUGCAAUCAAAUUUUCGACAUGGCGCAAACUUUGCUGCUAGUCGAGCUACAAUUCAGCCAGUAAAUGGUCAGUUAUGUGAGGGAAGUUAUAGCCCCUUAUAUCUCGGUAUUCAGCUUUUGCAGUUUGAGCAACUUUAAGGCCGCACUAACGAGUUUUACAUUCAAGCCAAUAGCUCACACACCAAAGUCAAAAGUGAUCUGCCAAGGCCAACAGACUUCUCAAAGGCUCUUUACACAAUAGAUUGUGGACAAAAUGAUCUUCAUUAUUUAGUUACAACGAUGACGGAGGAACAAGCCAAGGCAGCCAUCCCCAAUAUAACUAAUCAAUUUGUUCAAGUCAUAGAGAAGCUCUACCAAGAAGGAGCAAGGAAAUUUUGGAUACAUAAUACAGGUCCCAUUGGGUGCUUGCCACUUAUGGUUCUUUACCAUCCCAAGUCUGGUGAUGUAGACGAAAUUGGUUGCGUUAAGUCUUACAAUGAGAUUGCUCAAGAAUUCAACAAGCAGCUUAAAUACAGGAUUUACCAACUAAGUUGCCAACUUCAGGGGGUGGAGCUUAUUUCUGUCGAUAUCUAUUCAGCUAAGUACACUUUAAUUAGAGAAGCAACUAACUACGGUUUUCUUAAUCCUUUUGAGUAUUGUUGUGGGAAUGAUAAUUACAAAUGUUGGGAGAGAUCGGCAUCAAAUAUUAGUGCAUGCAAUGAUCCAUCAAAAUACAUUAGUUGGGAUAGCCUGCAUUAUACUGAAGCUGCAAACUAUUGGAUAGCAAGCCGCAUUGUGAAUGGCUCAUUUUCAGAUCCUCCGAUUUCCCUCGAGAAAGCAUGUUGAGAUCCUCUUCUUCACUCACGUUUAUCACCUCCAACAUGUUAUCCACCAUGUUUUUGUUUCUUUAAGUUAAGUGUACUAACCAGAAUUCUUCGUCUUUUGAUCCUGGCGGAGGCGUAUUAUAAAACAAAGAUGUAAUAAUCAAGCUCUUCAUGUGCAUGGUUUCAAAACACACUCAUGCAUGCAUCAAGUGACAAACUCAAAUGAUAAAUAACUUACAACUGGA